CAGCCGCGUCUUAAAGUGAAUCUUUAGUGGCGGAGGAGCGCUCCAGCAUCCAGUCCUCUGCAUCCAGUGCGCCUCGGAGACGCACACACGCAGUCUCUCUCUCUCUCUCUCUCUCUCUCUUUGCACUCUCUCUAUGUCUCUCACUCUUUUAGUCACAGCAGAGGAUAGAGGGAGAGACCGACGCACAAGAGCUCUUUUCAUCUACUAUAUUUUUCCUAUUUUGUUCCUUUCGCUCGCGUCGCCGACUUUAUUCCAGCUCUUCCUUCUCUGAGAAAUUGUUAUAUCCCAGCAUCCAGCAAAUCCGCCGUGCUCUGCGUAUAUUCUCUCUUUUUUUUUUUCGCCGUAGGAGUUCAGGUUGUCCCCCUCUUCAUCUAAAGGGUACCCAGAGGCUUUGAUCCUAGAGGACUGGGUUUGUGGGAUAUGGCCCAAUAGCAGCAGCCCGUGAUGCCGGACCAUGACAGCGACUCCCUCCUGAACAGACAGACCAAGCGAAGACGUGUGGACAUUGGUGUUAAGAGGACCGUGGGCAGCACAGCCUCCUCCACAGCAGCAGCCACAACAGCAACCACUGAUAACAUUGCCCGCGCCAAAGCAGCCAUUUUCAGUGCCAUGAACUCUCUGAGCUCCCACUCUCACCACGGAUCAGACACCGACUCCAUGGAGUGCUCUGUAGUGCAGCCACAUGGUGGGCCUGGCGUUGUAUCAGCCAGUGACAGUGAGUCCAAGUCCAAUGUACUCCGAAAGCUACUGAAGAGGGCCAACUCAUACGAGGACACCAUGAUGCCCUUCCCUGGCACCACCAUUAUCUCCCAGCUUCUCAAGAAUAACAUGGCUAAAAAUGGAGGAGGACCCGAGAGGGGAGAAAGAGGGGACAGGGGUGAUAGAGGGGAUGCCGGCUUCCCUGGAUCAGGGCUCUCCAAUGCAAGUUCAGAUGCUCCCCAAGAGGAUGCCUGCAGUAACUCCUCCCAGGACAGCACCCCCCAAGAGUGCUUGUCACCGUUUGGUCGUCCUCCUGGCCUCGCCACCUUUGACAUCGAACGCCUCAAUGAUGAACACCUGCGUGCCAAGCGAGCCCGUGUAGAGAACAUUAUACGUGGUAUGAGCCACUCACCCAGUGUGGUGGUACCUGCUGCUUCUCGCCAUGAGCGUGACCAUGAGAUGGAUGGAGAAAGGGAGAUGGAACUAGACUGCCCACCCCCUCAGUCUCAGCAGCAGGCCCCCAGCAGCCCACGGGGAGGCGAGGUGUGCAGCAGUAGCAGCCGAGAGAACAAGCGUAAGCAGCGUCUGCCUCAGCAGCAACAGCAGAGCUUCACCCAGCUGGUGUGCCAGAGGAAAGAACAGAAGCAGGAGGAGCGACGGCAACUGAAGCUACAGCUGGAGGACAUGCAGAAACAGUUACGCCAGCUGCAGGAGAAGUUCUUUCAGAUCUAUGACUCAACCGAUGACUCAGAACACAAUGACCUCCACAAUGAACUCCACAAUGACAUAGGAAACAUGUCUGAGGACAGCCCAACUAGGUCUGAUACCGGUGGCGAUGACCGGGGUGGAGAUGACCUGCGCUCUGACAAUGAGAUGUCUGACCUGGACCCAGGCCAUUUCCUGGACAGGGCACGGGCAUUGCUUCAGGAGCAGGCCCUGCUGGCAGACAGAGAGAAGCCAAGAAGAGAGGGGCUUGGGCGGAGCAAAGCACAGGGAGGUCCAGGCUCCUCCAUGCAUGCUGAAGGUAAACAGCUGGCAGAAACACUGAAGCAGGAACUCAAUUCAGCCAUGACCCAGGUGGUGGACACAGUGGUUAAGGUGUUUGCCAAGCCUCCACGUCCUACACCCCAGCAGGCCUUCCCCCCACUUUCCAUACCUCCUGAAAGGUUUCCCACCGUUGUCAAUGGAGACAACCCCAACUUCCACACCGCCAAUCAGAGGCUGCAGUGCUUCGGUGAUGUCAUCAUUCCCAACCCACUAGACUCCUUUGCCAGCAUGCCCGGGAUGCCAGGUUCCACCAAUGACCAAACUGAGGCCCUGCCCUUAGUCGUGAGGAAGACACCCAGUGAGCACCACCACCAGUCCUCAGCUGUGGGUGCCCAUGGCGGGCACCACCACCCCGCCCUUCACCCCUCCUCGCUCUCUGCCUCCAUGGGCUUCAGCCCACCAUCCUUUAGACACCCCUUUCCACUGCCUCUUAUGAGCUACGCUUUCCAGAGUCCCCUUGGUGGGCCCACAGGUGGCUACCCAGGAAAGGACCGUUCCUCACCAGACUCCAUGGACCUGUCCCGGGAAACCACCAGCCUGAGGACCAAGAUGGCAUCAGGUCACCACCUGGGGCACCACCAUCGCUCCUGCUCCCCUGCGCACCCUGGCAGCACAGCCGAGGGACUCUCCCUGUCCCUCAUCAAGUCUGAGUGCGGUGAUCUACAGGACAUGGCUGACAUCUCACCCUACUCAGGCAGCAAUAUCCAAGAGGGUCUCUCUCCUAAUCAUCUGAAGAAGGCCAAGCUCAUGUUUUUCUACACCCGCUACCCAAGCUCUAAUAUGCUCAAGAUGUUCUUCUCUGAUGUCAAGUUUAAUCGCUGCAUAACCUCGCAGCUGAUCAAGUGGUUCAGCAACUUCAGGGAGUUCUACUACAUCCAGAUGGAGAAGUUUGCCCGCCAGUCCAUCAACGACGGAGUCACUGGGACUGAGGAGUUGAGCGUCAGCCGCGACUGCGAGCUCUUCCGAGCCCUUAACAUGCACUACAACAAGGCCAACGACUUUGAGGUCCCUGAUCGCUUCCUGGAGGUGGCUGAGAUCACACUGAGGGAGUUCUUCAAUGCCAUCGUGGCCGGCAAAGACGUGGACCCAUCCUGGAAGAAGGCCAUCUACAAGGUCAUCUGCAAACUGGACAGCGAGGUCCCCGAGGUCUUCAAGUCCCCCAACUGUCUCCAAGAGCUUCUACACGAGUAAAUUUCUCCUCCUCCUCCUCCUCCUCCUCCUCCUCCUCCUUUCUUCCUCCUCAAUCGACGCUUUGCGCUUUUUUAUUUUCUCUGAUUUCAUAGAAUUUCAAAAUGAUAUUCUCUUUUGUUUGUUUUUUUCCUUUUCCCUAAACUUUACUUUUGAUUUCCUGUUUUUUAUUUUCAAAUUUUUGAAUGUAUGAAAGUUAUGAAGUAGCAUUCCCAAUCUCAAGCCUCUGUGGCAGUUCCUAAAUGACCUAGCUAUUGUGUUGUUGUUCUUAUAUGAUAAUUAUCAUGAUGGUUAUUAUUUGUUUUGUUUUUCUAUGAUUCUGAACUGAAGAGACUCUAAUCUUAUUGGGUGUUUUUUGGACCGUGUGAACCCUCAUCCGUUUGGCCUGUUUUAUGAUCAACUAACUAAGUCCUCAGUGGGUGGAAGGAGUUUCCCCUUUACACUGCUAAGAACAUAGGCAGGGUUCCCUAAAGACUUUACUCAUGGCACCCAGGGGUGUCCAAAUGAACUGUCCCCAUGAAGUGCAAAGUGGGUGCCCAAUAGACUGUGCUACUGAAGAUGUCCCCAACAGGACAGUCUCUUCCACACACACACACACACACAGACACGCACACAAAAACAAGGCCUAGUGAGGUUAUUGACUGGACUAAGACUGGACUCGUGGUACUGGUCUGUACUAGUCUGUGGGACUUGGACUGGUUUCAAAUAGCUACUGAGCUCUACCAUGUUUUGAAGUGUGUUUUCCCUGCAAGUAGGGCAUUGUGUUUAUUGGCUGUACAUUAUUAUUUUGAUUAUUAUUAUUAUUAUUGUUGUUGUUUAUGAUUAUUAUUAUUUGUCAUCACUGCUUGCUGAAGAUUGGCACUUCAAGAUUUGUUUGUCCCUUGAUGCCGUUGCAGAAAAAUAAAUUAUUGCUAUUAAUAUUAUUCCAAAAGAGUUUAGAAAUAUUUUACCCCCAUUUCCCAUCCUUCUCCUCAUUCUUGUUUUUGUUUGUCCAUCUCUGAAGUGGACUGGUUUUGUUUGUUUUAUUUUUUUGGUGGUCGGGGUCUAGGGCAACUUGCCUGGAAAGUGUUUCGAAUUUGGGGUUUUAAUGCAGGGCCGUCAGAGUGGUCCUCUCUGUACGUCUGUAGUGACUAGCCUAUCCUGCACAGGACCAGCUGGAAAAGGAGUCAGGCUGCAGAAACACAUGAAGUAAACGGCGCAGAAGUAAAGAAAUAUGCACAAGUGUGGCCUUUUGGUGCGUGACUUGCUGUUUUUAAAACGGCUAAAUUUCCAUAGCCACUCCAGCUUUGAUAACUAAACUGCUCCCACUAAACGAGCCAUUUUGCUCAGCUAUCCAAAUAAAUCUUAUUCGUCUAAUUAUCUGUUCAGGAUUAGUGAACAUACACAGUAGUAAAUGCAUAGUUAUUUGUCUUUUUAUAGCACUGUUCACUGAAUAGCUCAUGUGUGAGAUGAAGUCAGCCUGUUUAUAUGGCAGGUUUGUAUUGUGAUUAGCCUAUACAAGGUGUAAAUUACAUUAUGAAGUUAUUUCAAUAGCAGUUGAUACUUGAAUAUAUCAGAAUACUGUGGCAAUCUAAAGUACAGUGUCGCUGAAACAUAUAGAUAAUGAAAUACAUACGAGUAGAAGCAUCACAGAGAGGAAGAUAAUUCAAGGAGGGCAAAAAGAGAGGUGAAUAUAAGCUGAAACACGGGCGUUCAUUAAUUCUGCUUCAAGUGGAACUUCCCCCGCAAACAACACACAUACAAGCACACACACACACACACACACACACACACACACACUGCUCCUUCCCUCCAUGCUCCAUGUUCACCUGCCUUUGAGUGAUCUAGCUCCUCUCUUACUGCAACAAUACAAGGUCAGAGGUGAGCACUCACCCCAGGGGUAGAUGGAGAAGCUCUCAGCACUACAAAGAGCGGGGACAAAGGCACAGAGCGAGGAGCAACACGCACCUGAAACCCUCUACUCUGUCCCUCCGUCCCAAACUGGCAGCUUUUAAGACCCAAAGUGAGAUUCUGUUGAAGCCACUGUGCCCAGUUUGUUAAACACCAUUCCUUUCACUUUUACCUGAGAUUCUAAUCCCAGAUUUUCCACUUGAGUUGUACGUGUAUAUCUAGUGUUUUAUCAAUUUUAUCCGCUCUCUCAGGCUUUUAACAAUUUUAAGAAGCAGUUAGUGUUAGCUGCCCUUUUGCUGAGGUAAGUUUGAAGCAAUGAGAGGACUUGAAUUCUUUCUGGAGUGCGUGCGAGCUAGCUGUUGAUCUCACCUUGGCGACAUUAGGUUAUAGUGUGUCUGUGUGUGUCACAAAAGAUCAAAAAGGAGCAGGUUGCUUAACCUGCUGACUUGUCUAAGCGAGACAAAGCGCCUGACAAAAGGAGGCAGAGAAAGACGGAGAGCUACUCCCUUCAUUAUGUACCCCCCCUUUCUUCCUCCCUGAACAGUGUUCUUCUUAAGAUCCGGAGCCCUGAGAGAGCAAGUCGGACACAUUUCUCACUAAAGGAUGGGCUAGGCCCUGCAUGUCUCAGAGUCUCAAAACACCAGCCAAGGGCUCUAAAGCACCACAAACAAAAGAGAGAGGAAAGGACACUUUUAUCUGAUGCACAGAUUAUUAUCGCUCUCCACCCUCCCCUUUCCUGCAACCCCGCCCUGAAGUUAAAGAGUUCCUGCGCCUAAAAAGAUUAAUUCAGGAUAAUGAAGACUUAUGUGCAAAAAAAAUGGAUUAGCAAGACCUUAAUACCGCGUUGAGAAUAUUUUUGUCAAGUUUUCCUUUUCUGGGUCGUUUGAUUUUAAGGAUAACAUUAUUGAAAUACAUAUAUAGCCUUUUUUAAGAAUUGUAAAAGAUAAAUCUAUGGGAAAAAAUAUAUACAGUAGUGGAAGUUCUUUGGAAGGCACUGUUAGAAAUUGUUUCAUAAAAGAAAGCUUGAGGGUAUUUUUAGUGACGGCUUUGUUUAAAUCUGUAUCUGAAUAAGUGAGUUGUUGGUAGUUUAGGAGCAAUAGUUGUAGGUUUUUUGCAGGUUUUGUGACCACUUUUCCUUUUGGUUUCUUUACCUUUUUGUAUUGUGCUGAAUGGCUGUCUUCUUGAGAUCAGAAAAAUAAACUUGGAAUAUGUUUUCAGAGUAUGAAAUAUUGCUGUUGCUACUGUAAAUACUGUCAGGAUGAAACAAAGAAUAGCUGUACAGUUUUUCUAUUAUCACUCAGAGUGCUAGAGAGGGGUGAGAGUGGUUAAAAAAAGAAGGGUGGAAACAAAAAAGAGGGACCCACUCUCUCCAACUGGACUCGUAACCACUCACAUAGGAGAGGUUUUGGUUGUUUUUUUUCCCCUGCCAUGCCUUUAACGGGGGUCUGUUUCCCGUCGGCAGUGCCCUUGAAGUUGCACCAGCAUCCGUUUCUUUAAUUUUUGCUGACAGAACGAUGCGUUAGGCUUGCGGUCGGGUAAUGAUGAUGUCACGGAGGGGCCCGUUGGCAGUCUGUGAACCCGGUCUCGUCCAAAAAACAAGGGCAGACUGCCGCCGACGUAGCUCUAGAUUUGACCCGGGAGAGAGACAGGAAUUAAUUGUCAUCCGAAGAGUAGUGUCAUGGAGGGGGCACAUGUUGUACAGUAAUAGUUUAAAAAGAGACUGCAGACAGAAAAAAAAGAAGUGAUUUAUACCCUUUUUUACCGGGUUCAAACAGUUGGAAAAAGUUUGGACUUUCUGUGGAAUUUUCUGUAGGCUUUGCAUUUUGUGUGUGUGUGUGUGUGUGUGUGUGUGUGUGUGUGUGUGUGCGCGCGUGUGCGUGUAGAUGUAUAUGAGUGUGUGUCUGUGUGAGAGAAAAGACCGAUUAUGAGAACCUGUGAACCAGUGAGUGACACAAUUCUCAACACUGUGGACCCUCCCCCACCCCUGGGAGUACCAUCCUGACAUGUAAAUGAUUCUCAUUAAGCAUUGGCAAAGUGUGUGUGUGUGUGUGUGUGUGUGUGUGUGUGUGUGUGUGUGUGUGUGUGUGUGUGUGUGUGUGUUGUGUGUGUGUGCGUGUUGCGAUAAUUUCCUCUGAUCUGUUUUCUGACCUGUUUGAAAGGGGUUUUUGUUUCACGAUGCUUUCAGUAGUAAUUCUUUUUUUAUUAUUAUUACAUUGCUUCUCUUUUUUUGUAAAUAUCAAUGAUGUGGACUUACAGUGAUAAAAACUGCCUUUGUGUAACUUAGCAAUAUGUUAUGUAAAUAGUGUUUUGUUGAUGCUUUUUGUAUGACAUUAUUAUUCGAUUCUAGUGCAGUAAUUCCAACUGGAACAGCCAUGUUUCAAAUACAGUCUGAACAGUUACACACAGGUUGUAAAAUAAAACUCGUGACAUGGCUGCUUUUUUUCUGUUAUUGGUGUCUAUUUGUCUUGCCGAUUUUGUGUAAUUUAUUGGUUUAAUUUAUCCUAAUUUAUUUGAUGUUAUUUUCUUUUGUUUUUCAAACAGGGAAGGCUGUACUGCAUUUCAUUGAGUAGAACCCACUUAAAAGAUUUUAAUCCUUAUCUACUGAAAAUUUUAAAAAAUUAGUAUGCUAGCGUACUCGUUCAAUUGAGAAAAAUGAUAAACUGGAGAUCUUGGCAGCUAAAUGGAACUGAACAGUUAAAAAAAAAAAGGUUGAUAUGUUUUGUUCCAGGACAGGGCCGAGGGUGGGCCAGAAAGCUGAAACUAGUUUGAAGCAGUUUUGUAUUUUCUCUUGAGAUUUUUCCCCUGUAUUGCUUUGGCCCAGCCCAAAAACAACCAGUAGUCAAAUUGCCUUUCGUGCCUUCACCCUCUAUGAACUGAAUGUAUGUGCAGUAUAUAUGCAAGCUUGUGCAAAAUGAAUAAAAAAUGGAAAUAAAAAUGAAAAAGAGUAGAAAA
Dicentrarchus labrax (European seabass) is the source of this 7776-nucleotide messenger RNA. RefSeq names its product prospero homeobox protein 1. The coding region runs from base 445 to 2937 and encodes 830 amino acids. Gene Ontology annotation, cellular component: nucleus. Lineage: Eukaryota; Metazoa; Chordata; Actinopteri; Moronidae. The transcript is spliced from 5 exons. The record is from RefSeq and is a predicted model, not a curated record. Gene Ontology annotation, biological process: regulation of transcription by RNA polymerase II. Gene Ontology annotation, molecular function: RNA polymerase II cis-regulatory region sequence-specific DNA binding; DNA-binding transcription factor activity, RNA polymerase II-specific.